AUGAUAGAUGUAGAUAAAUAACAAAUAGUAUAAAGCUUUAAUUCAGAAAACAAACCUUACAUUAGUUUUCCUCUGAGUUAAUCUUAUAAUAUCAUUUAUCAAAAUAAAUAAAACUAUGAUGCUUAUUUUAUUGAUAAAAAUACUUCUAAAGUUUUAAAACUUAAUUUAAUAUCAUAAGAAGUAAAUUAAUUUGAAGUUAAUGUGAACGUAGAUUAAAUUUAUAUUGAUGAUUUGCUAAGUGCAGCAAUAUUCACAACAUAAAAAAGCUAAAUAUAUGAUUUAAAUAUUAUUUAUCUUACAUAAAGCAGACCUUUUUAAAAAAUAUUCUCGUAUGAUAAAAUUUUGAAUUUUUAAGUUUGCAAGAACUAACAAAGAGCCAUAAUUUAGACUAGUUUCACUAAUAUUUAUAUUGUAGAUUAUGUAAAUAAUCUCUAGCAAAAAAUAGAACUCUAAGUAAAUACACUAUAAAAUUUAGCUCAAUAUAAAAUCUUAUGCGAAGACAAUUUAAUGAUUUAAUAUACUCCAUUUAUUGUAGAAUAUUUAAUUAAAGAAUCUAUUAAAAAACCUAUCCAGUAUUAUGUAAAAUUAAAAAUAAUCUUAUUUAAAAAUUUAUUAAUCUUUGAUUUAAAAAGGCUUAAUAUAUUGAUAAAUUCUCGAUGA
Molecule: messenger RNA, 660 nt
Organism: Tetrahymena thermophila SB210
Lineage: Eukaryota; Ciliophora; Oligohymenophorea; Hymenostomatida; Tetrahymenidae
Exons: 2
Source: RefSeq, a predicted model, not a curated record